AUGGUCUGGCUGCCUUGCAUUGAUCAAGAUCCAGAUGAUCAAAGUGGUGGAGAUCGUAAUAAGAGACUCUUGCAAUUGGAAGCACAAUGGAUUUUCAAGCUCAAUACAACUGAGAAAAGUCAAGUACUGACCACUUACAUAUGGUAUAAUCAGUCCUGGGUGGAUGAGUUUCUAACGUGGGAUCCAUCAGACUUUGAUAAUGUGACUGUAAUUUCAAUUCCCACACGUCGCGUGUGGGAGCCGGACAUAAUGAUCAUUGAAUUUGUGGAUGCUGGUAAGUCCCCAGAGGUUGCUUAUGUCUAUGUUAAUAAUAAGGGCAGAAUAUUCAACAACAAACCAAUGAAAAUAGUAACUUCCUGUAACCUUGACGUUUACUACUUUCCAUUUGAUCAUCAGAACUGCUCCAUCUCUUUCGCAAGCUGGACUCACAAAAUUCAGGAUAUUAGCAUAUCAUUUUGGAGAAAUGCAGAUGACACAAAUAAUUUCCAGACUGUAAACAAGAAUGAAGGAGAGUGGAAGCUCAUCAGUGUAAUUCCCAACUACAGCGUAUUCAACGAUAGUGACAGCAGCUAUGGAGAGUUAAAGUACUUUAUAAUAAUCCGAAGACGGCCUGUCUUUUACGUUGUGACUCUUGUUCUGCCCAGUAUGUUUCUGAUGGCCAUGGAUCUCGUUGGAUUUUACCUUCCCCCAGAAUGUGGGGAGAGAGUAUCUUUAAAGAUUACCCUCCUUCUAGGCUAUUCUGUCUUCCUCAUCAUGGUAUCAGAUCACGCGCCGGCAACUGGAACCCCGCUAAUAAGUGUGUAUUUCAUUUUGUGUUUGGUACUGCUCGUAAUCAAUUUGAUGGAGAGCAUUUUAAUAGUUCAUAUAGUCCAUCAGAAAAAUCUUCAUCCAGAGGUUCCACAGUGGCUGAAGACCUUGGUUCUGGAGAAGAUGGCCGCCUGGUUUUGCAUGAAGGGAAGAGUUCACUUUGGAAAAUCAUGCAACAAUAUAUCUGAGAAUAUGGAGAGCAGUUGUACCAUGAUGAGUUACAGUAAUGAAAAUGGAAAGAAUUACAACAGCCAACUAGCAGUAACAAAGGACUCUGAAGUACUGCUUUGUAUCCUAAAAGAGGUUGAAUCCAUCCAAGAGCGUCUGAAGGAAAACGAUGAGCAUCGUAUUACCAAGGAGUGGCUUCAGAUUAUUGGACCUCCUCAAGGGAGCUAUAGCUUGAUCCGUGUUAGAAAAGAGGACAAAUGGAAGAACUCUUUAAAGCCAUUAUGA
Messenger RNA from Pseudophryne corroboree (corroboree frog), 1260 nucleotides. RefSeq names its product 5-hydroxytryptamine receptor 3A-like. Lineage: Eukaryota; Metazoa; Chordata; Amphibia; Anura; Myobatrachidae. Gene Ontology annotation, biological process: chemical synaptic transmission; signal transduction; regulation of membrane potential. Gene Ontology annotation, cellular component: neuron projection; synapse; plasma membrane. The transcript has 9 exons. Bases 1 to 1260 code for a protein of 419 amino acids. The record is from RefSeq and is a predicted model, not a curated record. Gene Ontology annotation, molecular function: acetylcholine-gated monoatomic cation-selective channel activity; serotonin-gated monoatomic cation channel activity.